Molecule: messenger RNA, 1146 nt
Organism: Perca fluviatilis (European perch)
Lineage: Eukaryota; Metazoa; Chordata; Actinopteri; Perciformes; Percidae
Exons: 2
Coding region: 43-654 (203 amino acids)
Source: RefSeq, a predicted model, not a curated record
UUUUAGUCGUAUGUCACUUAACGAGGUCCGCUGGCUGGAGAGAUGUCGCUCUAUCUCCUCCUCCUCCUCGCUGGAAGCUUCGGUCUCAGCUUGAACAACAAUCCUACAUUUAAUGUGCUGCAGAACACAAUGGCUACUCUUCCCUGUCCUCAUAAGAAGGGGGAUGUAACAUGGAGCCGCUUAAUAAAAGGUGACCUGGUGAUUCUGGAUACUAUCACAAAUGGCGAGGAGAAAACAUCUGACAAACGCUACGGUUCUCUGGCAGACAACUCCCUGGUAAUAAGAAAUGUUACAUCCUUUGAUACGGCAACGUAUUGGUGUAAUGAAACACAAAUAUUUCUGAAUGUAAUAACUCUUCCCAAUGUGGACCCAAGCGCUGGAAAUGUACCAGUCACACAGAGAAACAACGGACUGGGUUUCACAGAGAACCAACAACCUUCAGGUUUUAGGAAACUGACUGUCGGUGUAGUUGUCGGUGUAGUUGUCGGUGCCGUGUUGGUGCUUUUGGUGACCUUAACUCUGAGAUUCUGCUUCAACAACAGAACGGAGAGAAGCACUCGCAACAACUUGGACAAAACUGUAACCGACGAGCCGAUAAAUGAGGAGAUGAAAGUCUACAAGAAGCAGCCAAGAUGGAGGGACUCUUAUUUUUAAACUACUGGACGAGCAUCAGUGAACCACAGAGCACCUCCAUGCCACCCAGUAAUAAUCUAUACAGCACAUUUAACAAGCCAACAAUCAACCCUUUGUGACCAUGAACUUGAAUGAAUAUAUAUUAGCCAUUGCUUCAUGGGUUUUAUAUUUUUAUGACUUUAUAUGUAUUUACUUUCAUACUAUACGAUAUUUACUCUGUUUUCUAUAUGAUAUUACAAUAUAUCAGUUAUAGGGAUACAUUAUAAGUACUCUCUUAUCUUAAGAGGCAAUCAUGGAUUCUCCUGCCUCCGUAGUACUGAGGCUACGCGGCCCCCCUCCCUCUUGUGUAGCCUCCACACUUGGAAGUACCUGACAGAGGGCCAACUUCAAUAGCCUGUAGCAGUCUUUUCUGAAAAGCUCAGACUCAGCAGUAAAAGGAUUGCUGAGUCGACAAGAAAUACAGUCCCUCCCUCUGCAUGCUCACCCAUAAAAUCCUGAAGUUUCUUUGUUCGC